Messenger RNA from Macadamia integrifolia, 1871 nucleotides. Its product is annotated as ultraviolet-B receptor UVR8. Lineage: Eukaryota; Viridiplantae; Streptophyta; Magnoliopsida; Proteales; Proteaceae. The record is from RefSeq and is a predicted model, not a curated record.
UGGGCGAAGAGGAUUCAGGAUUGAAGUGUGGAAUUGCUACGGCACCAGAGUGGAAUUGGUGCAAUUUGUCGACCGAAUGUCCGCUAAACCAGUUCUUUAUAGAACUGGGUUAGGGUGCAGCUGUGUGCCCGGUUCGAUCCUCGACGUUUCCCAUGCGAAAUGCAAGAUCACAAGUGCUACUCCAGAUGCCAUUGUCGUCUUCGAAACGAGUCUCUAACAAGUGUGCUUCUGUGAGAACGAUUUCAGGAAUCUGCCUUCACUCUUCUCUUAUUUCAGGAUGCCAGUGCGCCAGUUGUUAUUGAAGGGAAGAAGAUUCUCUAUUCCGAGGUCCCGAUGGUUCAACAGCAGCAGUAGAGCAGUGAUGAGCUGGGGAGAUGGUAGCCAUGGUGCUUUGGGGCUGCCCAGUUCCCCACUGGGAAGUGAUGCCUAUGAGCCCACACCGGUUCAGGGGCUGCCUUCCGAUGUAUUGAGUAUUGGUGUGGGCCACUAUCACUCACUCGCAGUUACUGCUCAAGGAGAAGUCUGGGCCUGGGGUAGAAACCUUGAAGGUCAGCUUGGUCGUGGUCUUUCUGAUCCCAGGGAAUCAUGGAAUGAGCCAAAGCGGGUACAGGGAUUGGAUGGAGUAAGAGUCAGGGCUGCAUUUGCAUCUGGUGUUAUUUCUGCAGCCAUUGGGGAUGAUGGUUCAUUGUGGGUGUGGGGAAGAUCCAAGCGUGGCCAGCUCGGACUUGGAAAAGGAGUAAUCGAUGCUGUCCUACCUUCCAGGGUUGAGAUGCUUGCAGGGGAAGAGAUUGCUAAGGUUUCUCUCGGAUGGGGCCAUGCUCUGGCACUGACCAAGGACGGAAAAUUGUUUGGCUGGGGUUACUCUGCAGAUGGUAGGUUAGGCCAGAUAGGGGAAGCCUUGGAGAUGAAACGAGGGCUUGUCUCCAACAACCAGACACCAACUGGGUUCUGCCCUGGAAGUUGUAGAAAGCUAGUCUUGGAUACAAUCGAGAAGGAGAACAACAUGCCCAUCAUCUGGGAGCCUUGUCUUCUACCAGAACUAAAUGAUGUCAAGAUCUCAGAUGUGGCUUGUGGGCUUGAUCACUCUCUAAUUCUCUGUGGUAAUUGCACCCUGUUAAGUGGCGGAAACAAUACGUAUGGUCAGUUGGGCAGAGUAACAGAGGAUUUGGGAUUGCUACCAGUUGAUAUGAACUGUUUUGAGCCUCUGUCCGUAUCAUCUGGCCUAGGGCAUUCUUUAGUGGCGUGUAAGCUUCUGUCAUUUGAGGACAUAGGAGAGGCCAUGGGCGUUGUUUCGUGGGGUUGGAACCGGAAUUCUCAGCUUGGAAGAACAGGAACAGAGACUAUCCCUGGUUUGGUUGAUGGCCUCUCAACUGAAACACCUGUUUCAUUGUCUGGAGGGCGUGCAAAUUCAAUUGCGCUCACAUCCAAGGGAGAACUUUGGGUAUGGGGCUGUGGCAAAAAUGGAAGGCUCGGGUUAGGAAGCUCCAUUGAUGAGAUUGAGCCAACUCUGGUUGAGUGCUUACAAGAUUUUGAGGUUCUACAAGCUGCUUCAGGUUUUGAUCAUAAUCUCGCCCUGGUGGCGGAAUGAGGCAACCUUAGUUUUUGGACUCCACUGGCGUGGACUAGAAGCUUGAACUUGAAGAAAUUGCUCAAAUUGCUUGAUCACCAUUCUCUUCUCAAGCUCAAGGCUCGGCAGUUCUUAAUCCCUUUAUUUUAGAGUUUAAAUUUCUUUCAGAUCUACAUUUACACUAGUUUAUAUGAUGUUUCAUUAUAGAGAACUUUAUUGGAUGAUUUGGCGAAUCACCAAAGCAUCACUUCUUUUCUCAAGAAUGAGACAAUGAAGCGACAUGAAUACCCUUUGAUAAUAUCAA